GGAACAGCUGAGAACACACAACAAACACUGGAGUUGUGGGGUUACGUGUGUGAGCAUAUCUGCCUGGUAGCUGUUGUUUUAUAUUAGUUUUUUAUUGAUUUUACUCUGGGAAAAAAAUACAUAAUUGGGAGGAUUCCUCGCUUAUUGCCCGAGAACCAAAGUCUUCAAGCCACACUUAUCAAAUUAGCUAUCUGAGCUUAGAAAUUAUGCUUUUAUGGAAGUAAGGGCAGGUCAUCUUUGGAAUUCUGAUAUCAUUAUAGCCCCAAAAUUUUCAGGGAAAUGAGACUCCAGUUUGCUUUCCAAUGACAUCACGUGUGGGCCUCUGCCUGGAGAAUAGACAUUAAGGAUGUCUGCAGAGGAAAACAAUGACAUUCGCAAUUCAAAAAAAGAAUCUUUGCUGUCAGGUUUGCUAACUGCUGUUCAAGGAUGUCAGGUGCGAUUUGGAGGUCGAGCAGAAUUGGCCACAGAGACAGAUGAAAGAGUGGCUUCUCUCUGCACCAGCUUGGAAUCGGCACUCUCCUAUGGACUCAAGCCCAGAUCUCCAAACAGAGGUUUAGCAGCUAUUAAGCAAGUUAAAGACAUAGUAACCUCAGGUCUUAAUCUACACCUUACACUACCUGGAGGAGAUACAGAAGCUCCAGUUCUUUGGUGGUAUGUACGAGAACUUUUAACACGUCAUGAAUAUGAACGAUUUUUGCUCUUGAAGAAUGUUAACACGGACCUCGGCAGGGGACGGGCAUGGAUUCGAAGCUUAUUGAAUGAGCAUUCUCUUGAGCGUUACAUGCAUAUACUGGUGUGCGAUGAGAAGCUUUUGCUGCAGUGGUAUGAGCCAUGGGCAUUACUCCGUGACAUGGAGAGGGCAGCAAUGUUACCAAACUUAGCUGCAGGACUUGACUCCAUUCUUUUCGCUAUAAGCAUUGACAACAGCGAGCUGAAUGGAGGCGGUUGGAGUGAAGUCCUGCAGAAGCCGGAGGCAGCCCCAGUUUUACCUCCAGAGCCUGAAGCCCAGAUUGCUGAGCCUAGUGAGAAAAUUGCAGCUGCUGGGAGCUCCAGUGCUAUUAGGAAACGAGAGCUGCGGAAAAAAAAGAAAAAGAUUCCAUCACAGUUAAUUUCCUUUGAUGAUGAAUUGUCAAGGCCUGACCGACCAGAUGUAAAUUCUCCCUUAUAUCACAGUGCCCCAACUACUUGCCUCAGCUCUCCAGCACCCACAACAGCAGGAUCAACUCCUUAUGCUGACCGCUUGGAGAAACUGGUCCAUCUGCGUGAACUCCAGCAAGCAAAAGAGGCUCUUAAAACCGCUGAUAGUGUCAGUCCAGAAACUCCAACAAAAAGCACCAAGAAUAUGGGUAACACAGGCAUUAAGACUGCCAAGGAGACUGAGGGUCAGGCCUCAAUGCACGAUUCUGACUUAGAAAGUAGUUUCCAUUCCACUGACAGCAAAAUGAAAUAUGAUGGUGAAUCUCUGAAUGAACCUAGUUACCAGCAGCUCUUUGAAAACAUACUGCCUAAAUGCUCAGACAAUCCCUCUGAAGGUUUUUCAAAUAGUAGUGCCAUUGUUAGCACUGUAGUGCCUCAGCCAAAACCUCAGCGACCAAAUAGCCUUUAUGACCAGGAAACAGGUUCAUACAAGUCUAGUCAGUCAAACCUGUCGGCAGAUAGCCUAGCUUCAAGUGAAGGUGAUAUGACGGGAACAAUUCUGACUCCUGUUGGGUCACACAGUAUCCAAGGAUUAAUACCAGUCAGUCCACGGGGUGUCACUCCUUUUGAGAGUGUGCAGUCAGAUGACAACACAUCAGUCAACAGCUAUAGCCAAGAGGUAGAUGAUGCAGCAGCAGCUGUAGAAGACAUAGUUGGAGCACAUGAAAGAACAGGGGUCACAAGCCCAGGGUCACUCACCUCAACCCUUCCCAGCCAGUCAAGUGGAGAAACAACACUCACUAUGGAGGAGCUAAAGUCUGCAGUAUUAGAAAUAAGUAGAGCUCGUGAUGCAGCAGAAGGGCGGAGGAUGGAGGUUGCUGCCGCUCUUACUCAGGAAAUGGAGACAACAUCAAUGCUUCGAGCAGAAAUUGCUCAUCAACAGAGUCAAUUCCAAGAAAACAUUGAUAAGCUCAAUACCAAAAUCAAUACCAUUACAAGAGAAAAUGAACUACUAAAGCAUCAGUUGAAGAAGUACGUUGGAGCAGUGCAACUCCUGCGGCGGGAAGGGAGCACCAGCAGUGAGGCCACAUCACAGCCACAGAUCAGAACACCACCUGAGUACCGUGACUACCAUGAGGAAGCUAAUGCCUAUGAGACAAAACUUAUCCAGGUUGCAGAGAUGCAUGGAGAGUUGAUGGAGUUUAAUGAACGACUUCAUAGAUUGCUAAGGAUGAGGGAAGCUCAGGUUCGCCGUUUUCGUGAGGAACUUGAAGACCUUCGAGGUCCUCUACCAGAUGACCAUGAUGAUGAGGAUGAGUUAGAUGAGACAACAAGUGUCACCAGUGACCUAGAUGCCCUCUCAGUGUCAACAGCCCCUCGUACUCUGAUCAAUAUUUGGAUUCCAACAGCUUUCUUAACAGGCACCUCUGCAGACACUCACCAUGUUUAUCAGAUAUACAUUCGCAUCCGUGAUGAUGAAUGGAAUGUCUAUCGAAGAUUUGCUCAGUUCUAUGAGCUUCAUAAGCAGUUAAAGAAGAAGGAUCCAGUUGUCAAAAACUUUGACUUUCCACAAAAGAAAACAUUUGGUUACAAGGAUGAAGGCGUUGUAGAAGAGCGCCGUAUCCGCCUGCAGCUCUACGUACGCCAAGUGGUCAAUUUACUCUUAAAUACUUACCCACAACUUGCGUCCUCUCCAGAUAAAGCGACAUUGACCAGCUUGCUUCCUUUCUUUGCGGAAACACAGCAGCCUAGAGAUGGUGGAAAUGGCAGCAGCAGAUCAAGAACACAGAGGGGUGUUUUGUCAAGGUUCUCGGCAUCUCGUCAAGAACAGCAGCACGUUUCCGUUGCAGAAUCUCCCCAGUAUAAUGGUCUCUAGGAUGGGCUGUUUGUGAUAUGUUUAUGUACAUUGUGAUCUCUUCUGGUUUUGGAGAUGAGUUUUGUAGAUCUGAGACUUUUUUUAUGCCGAGUAUGAAGGAAGAAAUAUGUAUCAUACUUUU
Messenger RNA from Penaeus indicus, 3134 nucleotides. RefSeq names its product sorting nexin-29-like. The transcript is spliced from 19 exons. The coding region runs from base 347 to 3013 and encodes 888 amino acids. The record is from RefSeq and is a predicted model, not a curated record. NCBI's taxonomy places the organism in Eukaryota, Metazoa, Arthropoda, Malacostraca, Decapoda, Penaeidae. Gene Ontology annotation, molecular function: phosphatidylinositol binding.